CUUUCAGAGCUACAACUUCCGGUUUCUGGCAAGACUUGUUUCAUUGUGUGUAUGUUGUUGAAAUGGCCUCGUAGUUUGUAGCGCGUCAAAUCUGCAGUUUCGGCGCGGACACGGUCGGUUCUCCUGCGUCGGAUGUGACAGUUCGGCUGCUCCAGUGAAGUCUUCAGCGAAUCGGAUCCGAAGCGUCGCGGAGAUUCUCGUUCUGGACGCUUCGCUCGGCGAGCCGUUCGUUCAUCCGUGGCGCGAGCUCGGCUCUUCGGAACGCAUCGAGUUUGGCUUUCAGCUGCGUUAAACCCGACCGCCUCUCCCUGGAAGUGCCCGUUAUGAACGGGUUCAGCACGGAAGAGGACAGCCACGACGCGCCGCCCGCGCCGCCCUUCUUCGGCCAGAGCUGCUGUCUGAUCGAGGACGGGGAGCGCUGCGGCCGCGCGGCGGGGAACGCGUCCUUCAGCAAGCGCAUCCAGAAGAGCAUCAGCCAGAGGAAGCUCAAGCUGGACAUCGACAAGAGCGUUCGGCAUUUGUACAUCUGUGAUUUCCACAAGAACUUCAUCCAGAGUGUUCGCAACAAGCGCAAGAGGAAGACCAGCGAUGAUGGAGGAGAGUCGCCCGAGCACGAUGCUGAGGUGCCGGAGGUAAACCAGGAUUCAUCUCUAUCAUGCUGCUGCAGCAUCAGCGCCAGGUUUGUGUCACAGCUGUUAUCGAGACCAUACAAAAUAUUACAUUAUUUGGUUAUGU
Messenger RNA from Sinocyclocheilus rhinocerous, 735 nucleotides. Its product is annotated as histone deacetylase complex subunit SAP30L-like. The record is from RefSeq and is a predicted model, not a curated record. Gene Ontology annotation, biological process: regulation of DNA-templated transcription. Gene Ontology annotation, cellular component: histone deacetylase complex. Gene Ontology annotation, molecular function: transcription coregulator activity. The annotation marks the transcript as partial. Lineage: Eukaryota; Metazoa; Chordata; Actinopteri; Cypriniformes; Cyprinidae. The transcript has 3 exons.